UAUUCAGCUGUUCGUAUGGAUCUGUACUCGACUUCACCUAAAAACAUUGACACAUUCAUACAUGACUAUCUACUUCCAGACAGCAGCUUCACAAAUUAUGUGGGGCAAGUCAUAGAUACAAUCUGUAACUUCCUGAAAGAGAACUGCUUCAAGAAUUCUCAAAGCAAAAUAAAAGUACAGAAAAUUAUAAAGGGUGGAUCAUCCGGGAAAGGGACAACCUUAAAAAAUGAUUCAGAUGCUGACCUGGUUGUCUUUCUUGACUGCUUCAAAAGCUACAAAGAUCUGAAGGAUGAACGUCAUGAUGUCAUUGUUGAAAUACGUGAAAGGUUAAAUCAGUUCAGUAGGGAAAGAUCACAUAUCAAAAUUCAUUUCAAUGAGGACAGGAAACGGUCACUAGGUUUUAAGCUACAAGUGAAAGCAGACACAGAGUGGAUUAAGUGCGAUGUACUCCCAGCGUAUAAUGCAAUAGGAGAAUUUAAUAAGGAUAUACCCAAACCCAGCUCCCAGGUUUACAUUGAUCUGAUUGAACUUCCAGCUGGAAAAGGAGAGUUUUCCCUUUGCUUCACAGAGCUGCAAAGACACUUCAUUAUGCACCAACCUCCUAAAGUUAAGAACCUGCUCCGACUGGUGAAAUAUUGGUACAAAAAGCAUGUAAAGACGUAUAAAAAGGACCAAAGACACCUACCACCAAAGUAUGCCCUGGAGCUUCUGACGAUGUAUGUCUGGGAGCAGGGAAGCAACAAAGAGAACUUUAAGAUGGAAGAAGGAUUUAGAACCUUGCUAGAAAUGAUCCAACAGUAUCAACAACUCUGCAUCUACUGGACAAAGUACUAUGACCUGAGAAGUUCAGACAUUACAGAAUAUUUAAAAAGGCAGCUAAGAGCACAAAGGCCAAUAAUUCUGGACCCAGCAGAUCCAACAAAUAAUGUAGCUGCCAAAGAAGGAUGGGACAUUCUAGCAAGAGAAGCGAAACAAUGCUUAAGGCAAAUUUUUGGUGUAUCUUUGGACCAGUGCUGGACUGUGCAGCCUUGCAGACAAAUGAAUGUGACUGUGGAAUUAAAACAAGGGAAGCAAUUCACUUUUCCUGCAAAUCCUUUUAUCACUGUAAGAAACAUGAAAGAAAAAAUUGUUGAGAAAAGCAAAAUACCUGCGAAUGUACAACGUCUCAUGAUUCAGUCAAGGUUACCACAAAACAUUGAACUUAUAGACUCAAAACAGCUACUAGACUACGGGAUCCUGGAGAAUGCUAACUUCACUGUAGUGAGGACAGUACCACAAAUCAUAAACAUAACUGUGAGGGAUCCUGAUGACCGAAGAGAGACAUACGAAGUGACACUAAAUGAGACUGUUCAACAAUUGAAACAAAAGAUCUAUGAUCGAAAAUCUAUUGCAGUGAGUCAGCAGCGACUGAUGUAUCGAGAACAUGAGCUGCAAAACCACAAGACCAUGGGAGACUACCAGAUCAAUGAAGGAUCAGUUAUCUUAUUGUUAUUACGUCUGAGAGGAGGAUUGCCGACAGGGGUAAUGGAUUCCUUGGACGAGUUGCCAUCUAUUUUUUCGCCAGCUAGGAGAGAUGAGAUGAAAAAAAUGCAGUCCAAGAUGGCUAUUAUCAAAGGGGAACUAACUCGGCUGAUUGAGCUUAUCAGCCAGCCAGAAAGAAAGAUUGAAGGUUUGCAGGAGAUGACGUCAACGCGUGUGUGCAGCAGAAAUAACAAAUUAACUAAAUCCCCUAAGGAACAGCGUAAUGGCAAAAUGUUGUCAACCGGACCCUCUAAUGGAUCCAAUGGAGUCGCUGGUCUCCGGUUUAACAAAUGUUUUAGAUGGAAAGACGACGGAGGAUCGGAGGACGAGUUUAAUAUAUCUGGGGCCAAACCCAAGUGGACAGUCCCUAAAAAGACUUAUUCUGUGACCAGACUGGCUGCAGAAGCAGCAUCUUCUUUCAGCAACAUAAGUGGUGACUACAAGUCUGGAGUGAACCCAGUGCACUUUACAGAAUUAAAACUGCCUGUGUUUGUGGAAGUAAAAAUGGAAACUCUCAGCAACAUAAAGAUAAAACCCUGGGCUGAAUGUACUACACAUCACCAGCUACUAGUGAGCAAAAUAAAGCUAAAGAAGAAAAAGAGUUCUGCUAGUAGAGGGUCCAGCACAAUAAGGCAGCACAUGCCUGAAGUUAACAGGUUACCUGUGUCUGAUGAAAAUGACAGCAUACACUUAGCACAGUCUGAAGACAUAGUGGUGCUGUCAACAACACUAACAGUGGAGGCCUCAAACACAUACAAGCAGACUAAUCAGGGAGUGGAAAAUAUCCCUGCCUCACCAGUGUCUGAUGGUCAUCCUGGGACUGUGAGCCCAGUUCAGGAUAUACAGAAGUCCCCUGCCCAAACUACAUCUGUGAGUCUCACUGCCUCUGUCAUUCAAGUACAGCCUACAGGGGAAAAGGGUGGUGGUCUGUGGGACUGCCCUAAUUCCAGGCCUGUUUCUGACUUGGGUGCUAUAUUUAGCAUUAACCAGCAUACGAGCAGACACAGUUAUUUUAAAAAGAAGGAAGGGAAGCACUGUUGUGAGAAUAAACAACUAUUCUUCAGAACUCUGAGUGUAGAAAUCUAUCCAGCUUUAUUUAUGGAUCUGUAUGCCACUCCACCAAAAAGCCUGGACAAGUUCAUAGAAGACUACCUACGUCCGGACAGUAGCUUCACUGAUAAUGUGGGGAUAGUUAUAGAUACAAUAUGUACAUUUCUGAAGGAAAACUGCUUCAAAAACUCAGGCAGGAACAUCAAAGUGCCGAAAAUUAUAAAGGGAGGAUCUGCAGGGAAAGGGACAACCUUAAAAAAUAAGUCAGAUGCUGACCUGGUUGUCUUUCUUGACUGUUUCAAAACCUACAGAGAUCAGCAAGCUGAGCGCCAAGACAUCAUUGCUGAAAUUUAUGAAAAGUUAAAUCAGUUCGCAAAGAACUACCAACAUAUCAAAGUUAAGUUUGAUAAGGUUAGGGAACGAUCUCUAAGUUUUAAGCUGCAGAUAAACGAAGAGCCAGAGUGGAUUCAGUGUGACGUGUUGCCAGCCUUUGAUGCAAUAGGGCAGCUUAAUGGAAGAAAACCCAACCCACAGGUGUAUAUUGACCUGAUAAACCUCAAUGCAGGACCAGGAGAGUUUUCCACCUGCUUUACAGAAUUGCAGAGAGAUUUUAUCAAAACUCUACCAGCUAAAGUGAAGAACCUGCUCCGACUGGUGAAGCACUGGUACAAAGAGUAUGUAAAGAAGCAGAUAAAGUACAAAGGAUCCCCUCCCCCAAAGUAUGCCCUGGAGCUUCUGACCGUACAUGUCUGGAAGCAGGGGAGCAACAAAGAGGACUUUAAGAUGGAAGAAGGAUUUAUAACCUUGCUAAAGACAAUCCAACAAUAUCAACAGUUCUGCAUCUACUGGACAAAGUACUAUGACCUUGAAAGUUCAGCCAUCACAGAGUAUUUAAAGAGAAAGCUAAGAGACAACAGGCCAAUAAUUCUGGAUCCAGCAGACCCAACAAAUAACGUAGUUUAUACUAAUGGAUGGGCCAUUCUAGCACGGGCAGCAGAAGAAUGCUUAAUGAGGAUCUACAGUGGAGUUGUGGUUGAAUGCUGGCCUGUACAGCCUUUCACACAAAUUUGUGUGAUCGUUAAAUCAAUAGAAGGGAAGCAAUUCACUUUUUAUGCAAACCCUGCAAUCACUAUAAGAAAUGUGAAAGAAAAAAUUAAUCAGACAUGGAACAUACCUGAGAAUGAACAGCGUCUCAUGUUUCAAUCCAAAUUAGUAGAAACAGCACCGCUAACAGAUUCAAAACAGCUGCUAGACUAUGGGAUCCUGGAGGAUGUUAACUUCGAUUUACUGAGGAUAAAACCACAAAACAUUAACAUCAUUGUGAGAGAUCUUAAUGACCAAAGACAAACAUACCAAGUGACACUUAAUGAAACUGUCCAACAACUGAAACAAAAGAUCUUUGAUGUAAACAGUACUGCAGUGAGUCAGCAGCGACUGGUAUAUCAAGAACGUGAGCUGCAAGACAAUCAGACAAUGGGAUACUAUCAGAUCCAUGAAGGGUCAGUUAUCAUGUUGUUAUUACGUCUGAGAGGAGGAUGAGUACUGUUAAUGUACUGUUAUAAAGUAAUGGCAUGAAUCAAAUCAUAGAAACCCUUUGAACAAAUCAUAUGCUUUCCACCUAGGAAAGACAAAUGAACGUUUAUGUAAAUAACACACCUACUAUUUCUUGUGAGCAUUUGUCUCUUAACUCACAUUAAGUGGAUAAGACAUAAAAUAUGACUUUCCAAUGUGCUGAUUUUUUAUGCAGGCUAAAAUACUAUUGACUAUAUUUGCAUACUGUUCUCUCACCCGCCUCUGUUCUGGCUCAUUGCAUGUUAUCACCUAGCUGUCUUAGGAUGCCUUUAGCACAUACCUCUAACCUCUUAGAGCAAUAAAUCUGGACAAAGUUGUUACUAAAAACAAAGCCAUUACUCUCCUUUUAGAACACAUCACUGGCUUAACCUAAAGCAACUCGGAUGGCUAGAAUUUCCAAACUAAGUUCAAUUUCACCAGCUUACUACAGCCCAUAAGACCCUUUACCAACCCACCAACACUCCAAUACUCACUAUCAUUAUUACCCCUUACAACAAUCUUAAGAAUUUACUCUCCUCAAACAAAAUACUUAUCAAUACUUGCAAAUCCAACAACUUGGCAGGAGACGCCCUCUUCUCUAAUGCUGUUGGAAAGCACUGGAAUCUUUUGCCCACUGAACUCGUAUCUCUGUCUUCAUUAACUGUUUUUAAACAGAAGCUAAAACUAUUCCUCCAUACUCAUUGGUUAUGCCCCUGUACUAACCCUGACUAACUUUAAUCCCUUACACUAAUGAAUACUCCUCACCUUUAUAGACUUAUCCUUAAGAAACCAAAGACUAUGUCAUGGCAAUUUAAAUAUAUGUAUAUGUGUAUAUAGUAACAUCUCUUGUAUAUUACCUAUUACUAUUUGAGUUAUGCUUAUGAUGAGUACUGUACUUUAUAUUACCAACAGCUGUUUAACUUUGGACUGUUGCAACUUUUUAUAUUGUAUAUUGUAUCUGUCUUAGAACUUAUCUCCCCAAAUUUUUGUAUAUGUCAUGGAGAUUUUCUCCCCGGGCCUCUACUGAAAAUGGACAUGUAUCCAGUUAGACUAGCCCGGUCAACAAAUGUAAAAUAAAUAAAUAAAAGUGUGACAAAGG
Molecule: messenger RNA, 5221 nt
Organism: Protopterus annectens (West African lungfish)
Lineage: Eukaryota; Metazoa; Chordata; Ceratodontiformes; Protopteridae
Product: 2'-5'-oligoadenylate synthase 3-like
Exons: 15
Coding region: 16-4110 (1364 amino acids)
Biological process (GO): regulation of ribonuclease activity; defense response to virus; negative regulation of viral genome replication
Cellular component (GO): membrane; nucleoplasm; cytosol
Molecular function (GO): protein binding; double-stranded RNA binding; 2'-5'-oligoadenylate synthetase activity
Source: RefSeq, a predicted model, not a curated record